CUGGCACAUGCUGCGAUACCCCUCGGCGAUCCACCACCAAGAACUCCAACUCACCGCGUCCUCUCUCUAUCUCACACACACACACACACACACGAUCUGCUGAAUCCAAACUGUACAAAUCUCUCUCUGCUUCUCCAAAGCCAUUUUUGUGACUUGGAAUUCCGAUUACGGCUAGGGAUUGGGUUAGAGCUGUUUCCAUGUUGACUAACGGAGGAGGAGGCCGAUUCUAUUGGGUUCGAAAGGAUGAGUCGAGCUCAAAGGUCAAAGGAAUCGUCGUAAUAUUCGCUUGGGUUUCAGUUCAAGAGAGUCACUUGAAGAAUUACGUGAAUCUCUAUUCAUCUCUUGGAUGGAACUCUCUUGUUUGUCUCUCCGAUUUUCUCAAUCCAUUCUUUCCUGAGAGGGCCACAUCGCUUGCAUUUUCUCUUCUAAAUGAGCUUGUCGAGGAGCUAAGGAGUAGGCCUUGUCCUUUAGUUCUUGCAGCCUAUUCUGGUGGCUCAAAGGCUUGUUUGUAUAAGGUUUUUCAGAUUAUUGAAGGAGCUUGUGAAGCACAGCUCAAUCUGGAUGAUAGACGAUUGGUUACAAACUGCAUCUCUGGGCAAAUCUACGAUUCUAGUCCAGUUGAUUUUACUGGUGACUCGGGUGCCCGAUUCUCUCUACACCCCACCAUUCUCCGAAUGCCUGGCUCAGCAAAACUAGUGUCAUCAGUGGCAAAAGUUGUUGCUUCUGGUCUGGAUGCCCUAUUCCUAACUAGAUUUGGGUCCCAGCAUUCUGAGUAUUGGCAGGCUCUUUACUCCUCAGUAAGUUUGGGUGCUCCGUUUCUCAUUUUAUGCUCAGAGAAUGAUGACCUCGCUCCAGUCUCCACCGUAUGCAGUUUUGCUCAGCGUUUGCAAGACCUGGGUGGACAUGUUAAACUUGUGAAAUGGAAUGGCUCCUCUCAUGUAGCUCAUUACAAGCAUUAUCCGAUUCAGUAUAGAGCUGCCAUGACUGAUCUGCUUGAGCAGGCAAUUUUAGUUUUCUCCCAGAAAAUGAAAGUACUUGGAGAAAGAACUUGCAUGGAAGGUUUGCAUGAUGAAAUGUGUGACUUGAUUUGUGACCUACAGAAUGCAGCAGUUGACUCGAACCAGAGCCUUAGAAGAGUUGCACAAGGGCCAAAUGACCACUUUUUCUUGCCAAGUUCCGCAGAUCAUCAAAAUGUUAGAGACUCUGGAUCUUUACAAGAUGAUCGGAAAGAGAGAUCCACCUAUUCGCCAAACCUGCCAAAUAUAAGUGCGCAUAGUAUUCUUGGUGAAAUUCUCUUUGAUGCUUGUGUUCCCAAGAAUAUUGAAGGGUGGGAUAUCAAAUUCUCUGGUUCAUUGAAUGGGCACCCAUUUGCUUCUGCUCGUAAGCAUUCCCCUCUAAAUGCCAUCAAAUGCAUUCGCCGCUCAAGGUUAUGAAACUUGUUAUAACUGUGGGUAAUCUUGGAAAUCAAUUGACAAGGAUGGAUCGGGUGCUUCUGUGCUAAAUUAAAUCCCAAAUAUUGCCUCCAAGAUGCUGAAGAAAAUUAACCAAUGAUAGGAGAUUUUUGACUGCUUUGAUGGUUCGAGUUUGUGGCAUCAAGUGUACAGGUAGAAUGAAGAAACAUUGUAUGUGCAGAGAGUGAUGUGUGUGUUUGAAGGAUGUUCAUCCCUUAAUCCGUUGAUCUGACGGGCUACAAGUAGUUUACGUUGUAAGGUAUUAGUAAUCGAUGAGUAUGUUAUGGUGUACAGUCAUCGUAUCCGAAAGAAGUGAGUAGAUCAGUGUUGGACUUCUGCAUAAAUAUGGUUGUUGAUAAGAGUGUGUUGGCUACGGGAAAUGUUGUACAGUAGCGCCUGCCAAGGAUCUCUACCCCCUUCCUUGCUUUUUUCUCUCUCUCUCUUGUGCUGUAAAAUCUUAUUUCUUAUCUACUGUGGAUAUUGUACUGUUUAUGUUAAUUAUGAAGUAGAAUUAACGGUCAAUAGUAACCUGUGUCUUAACCUGGUGUAUGUGAGGCUACUAAGAAGUAGAUGUAAUAGUUGGAUGGAUAUCACCACCAACCGCCCUCAUUUAACUUGAAGUGCUAACAGCCAAUUAGGAUGAGCUGCAAA
This is a messenger RNA of Ilex paraguariensis (yerba mate), 2102 nucleotides long. NCBI's taxonomy places the organism in Eukaryota, Viridiplantae, Streptophyta, Magnoliopsida, Aquifoliales, Aquifoliaceae. The record is from the annotation of a GenBank genome assembly.